Rhipicephalus sanguineus (brown dog tick) is the source of this 1556-nucleotide messenger RNA. Its product is annotated as protein HEXIM1. Gene Ontology annotation, biological process: negative regulation of cyclin-dependent protein serine/threonine kinase activity; negative regulation of transcription by RNA polymerase II. The record is from RefSeq and is a predicted model, not a curated record. Gene Ontology annotation, molecular function: 7SK snRNA binding; cyclin-dependent protein serine/threonine kinase inhibitor activity. Bases 200 to 1225 code for a protein of 341 amino acids. Lineage: Eukaryota; Metazoa; Arthropoda; Arachnida; Ixodida; Ixodidae. The transcript has a single exon. Gene Ontology annotation, cellular component: nucleus; nucleoplasm; cytoplasm.
CAUCAAGGUGAUACGCCUUUCUCUCUCGCGUUGCCUUUGCAGGUUUAGUCGCGUGACUUUUAUCGGGAUUCGCGUGCCCGCUGCUAAAAAGCGGCUGGCCCUACCUGAAUACCGUGUUGUGUGCGCACGUUGUAGUGACCCGUAACUAGCGCUUUUGUGAGAUCCAUCUUGGGAUUAAAAAAUACAUAGUUAGCGCCGAAUGAUCGCUAGUGUUCCGAGCGUUGCACCGUCCCUGCCUCUGAACGGAACGGCAGAUCGGCCCAUGACUUUAACCGACGAAGAUAUGACGGUCGCUACUACUACCGAGCCCGCCGGAACUGAGAUGCUCGUCUUUGACGCCGCGGGCAAGCACCAUCGCAGGAGACGUCGCGGAAAGAAGCGCCGUCAAGGCCGGGACGACCCGGACGCCGCGCUGUCAUCGUCGGAUGCCUCUAGUCCCGUCAAGCGCAGUCCAACCAAGCAACGCAAGAAGCAGGUCAUGAUUCGUCCCCGCGAAGUGCCCAAGGCUCCGGCAAAUUUCACGCAGUUCAUCAUAGACGAUCACGAGAACUGUGCACUCUACCAAAGCUUCGAGGCCUACCCCAAUAACAACGGCGUUGCCGAGAACGGUGGCUGUGCGAUCGCAGCAGACGAUGCUCGCGUAGCAGACGACGCUCGGGCGUCGUCUGGUGAUGACCACUACCAUCACCACUACGGCACUCACGUUGACGACUCCGGCGAAGAAGGGCAGCCGCAGUCGGGCUUUCCGACCGGCGAAGACUACGAGUACCUCGACUACGGCAACAUGAUGCAGUUUUACGAGAAGGACUUCGAGGUUGUGUACAGGAGCGCGAGGUUCGAGGAACUGAUGCGGCUGACGCGAGCAGAAGUGAUCGACAGGUACACGACGCUAGAGUGCCGCGCCGCCGAACUGUACGACGAACUGCACAAGUUGGACCCGCAGAACUGCCUCGAGGAGCUUCAGCGGCAGCUCCUGCGGUUGCAGGACGAGAACCAGGCGCUGCUGAAGCUUAACGUAACGCUACGCUCGGCGGCGACUUCCAGUUUGACCACCACGACGUCAUCAUCGUCGUCUGGCCACGACGACGAAGAUGCAGACGACAGCGACCAGUGCGACGCUCAUCGGGACGAGAGCUGUGGCAAUGAGGACGAUUCUGAAGACAGUGGUCACGAGGACAGCUUUGAGGACGCUCAAGGUGCUGAAGAGGAUUGUUGCCGACCCUAGUUGGCGUUUUUUUGAGGGUCCGCGAACGUCCGCUGUAGAUAACAGCUUUGCCCCCUCCACAAGACGGGGAGAGCCCCUUUUUUUUGUAUAUUAUUUAAGCAUUUUUUUUUUCUGUUUUGACUGCUGCUGUUCUUUUUUGGCAGUCGGCGGUAAGCGUUAACCGCUAUCCCGGUCUAGUCUCUGUACAUACGUUUUUUUUUUUUCUUCGGCAGCUCGUCGGAGAUGCUGCAUCGCUCAUUAAAGAGAGAAAACAAUGAAGCGAGAAAAAAAAAUGCGGUGAAAAAAAAAGAGAGAAAAAAAAAACGUGGACCAAAUCGCCACCAAAACAGCA